Populus euphratica (Euphrates poplar) is the source of this 2135-nucleotide messenger RNA. RefSeq names its product UDP-Glycosyltransferase superfamily protein. Bases 661 to 2115 code for a protein of 484 amino acids. The record is from RefSeq and is a predicted model, not a curated record. Lineage: Eukaryota; Viridiplantae; Streptophyta; Magnoliopsida; Malpighiales; Salicaceae. The transcript has 2 exons.
AAUUUGUCACACUUAAGCGCUCCUAAUAUGACGUUUCCUAAGAAACUGUCUUUGGUUUAACCUGAAAACAGUGACUUGACUUUCUACGAUCGACAAGCAGUAUUGUACCGUCCUCAGUUCUGCUAUUAGAUGUGAUUUAAUGGUUUAGGUACAUUGUAUUGUUGGAUUUCACAGUUUUUAAUUUUAUUUUGUAUUGGGAAUGCUUCUUGCUGUCGCUUGCAUGAAGUUGCCAUGUUUCAGGGAGUUGGCAGUGACAAUGGCGUGAAAUUUGUUUUGUUGCAAUAUAGUAAUGAGUUGAGGAAAUCAAUGCAGGCUAAUUUAAUCUCUGUAGCGAAUCCAUGAUGUGAUUGCUUAACCAAAAUUUUUCUUCCUUUGAAAUAACCCAUAAACAAUUCUCUAAAAUGGAUCGGUUCUGGGAUUUGCAUCUCUUGUACUCCUCCUGAUAACCCAUGUGCAGGUGCCUUUCAAUUCAAGAACUGGUUUUGACACUAAAAAAAUGCUUUUUUGUUAGUUUCUUGGUUAUGCUUGCAUUGAUCCUUCCUUUUGGCUCCUCAUCUCAUAAGUGCUUUCAUGUUUUAAAUCAAUGCUGUGCCUAUUACUUAUGUUAGUUUCUUGAAGAAAAAAGGUUCAGUAGCAUCAAAACUCACAUUUGACAUUUCCAUGGCUACGAUCUUCAGUUUUCGUUGUCUCUGUUUCACCAUCGCACUGCUAUCUGCUUUCUCAUUUGUCUCAUUCCUCUUUUGGUUUCAAUGCUCUAGUUCAUAUCGCUACAGUAACCAAAUGACAUCGCAGAAGGAAAGCCAACCCAUUAAUCUCCUUUCUUUCCCUUCGGCAUGGAAUCAUCUUUCAUUUCCAUCAAAACUACCUUCAAAAUAUCUUAAGAUCGCACUCUUUGUCAAGAAAUGGCCCCAUAGAUCUCUUGCAGGUGGACUUGAGCGGCAUGCCCUGACCCUUCAUCUUGCUCUUGCCAAAAGAGGGCAUGAGCUUCACAUUUUCACCACUUCUCCUUCCAACUCCUCCUUCCCUAGGUAUCCGAUGAGCAACUUAUAUUUCCACCUCUCAAAACCAACAGCUGCUGGUUAUCUGGACCAAGCUAUUGUCUGGAAGCAAUUUCAAACUCAAAACUCAACUGGGAAAGCCUUUGACAUAGUCCACACUGAAAGUGUUGGGCUGUUGCAUACUCGGUCACGGAACCUCACCAACUUAGCGGUUACUUGGCAUGGGAUUGCAUAUGAAACCAUUCAUACUGACAUCAUUCAAGAACUUCUUCGGAAUCCUGAUGAACAACAAGCAUAUGCGUUGACUGAAAGAAUUACCAAGGUUGUUGAGGAGGUCAGGUUUUUUCCACACUAUGCCCACCAUGUCGCUACUAGUGAUCAUGCUGGAGAUAUACUGAGAAGGAUUUAUAUGAUCCCAGAAGAACGAGUUCAUGUUAUUCUCAAUGGUGUGGAUGAAGAGAUUUUCAAGCCAGAUCCUGCUAAAGGUGAGGCAUUUAAGCAGAAAUUUGGGGUUGCAAAGAGUAGAUCUUUGGUUUUAGGCAUGGCAGGGAGGUUAGUGAAGGAUAAAGGACACCCCUUAAUGUUUGAAGCUCUGAAGCAGAUGCUUGUGGAAAAUGGUACGUUUCGUGAGAACACCAUUGUUCUGAUUGCUGGAGAUGGUCCUUGGGGUGAUAGAUACAGAGAUCUUGGGACCAAUACACUAGUUUUGGGACCAUUGGAACAAGCUCAGCUGGCGAGCUUCUAUAAUGCAAUAGAUAUUUUUGUAAACCCAACUCUUCGAGCACAGGGAUUGGAUCAUACUUUAUUAGAAGCAAUGCUUUCUGGUAAGUCAGUGAUGUCCACAAGGGUAGCCAGCAUUACUGGAUCUGUGAUUGUUAGCACAGAAAUAGGUUAUACCUUUUCACCUGUGGUAGUUUCAUUGAAAAAUGCACUUUAUAGGGUCUGGGAAGAUGGCAGAAGAGUUCUGGAGAUGAAAGGCCAAGCUUCUAGGCAGAGAGGGUUGCAAUUGUUCACUGCCACGAAAAUGGCGGCUGCAUAUGAAAGGCUAUUCCUUUGCAUAUCAAACGAAAAUAGCAAAGGAGAGGAUUAUUGUCAAUACCAAUCUCCAUUCAAUUAAAGCAUCAUUUCAAAUUCAGU